Naegleria gruberi is the source of this 3645-nucleotide messenger RNA. RefSeq lists its product as uncharacterized. Gene Ontology annotation, molecular function: ATP binding; DNA binding; RNA binding. The transcript has a single exon. The coding region runs from base 1 to 3645 and encodes 1214 amino acids. The record is from RefSeq and is a predicted model, not a curated record. NCBI's taxonomy places the organism in Eukaryota, Heterolobosea, Eutetramitea, Acrasida, Naegleriidae. Gene Ontology annotation, biological process: RNA processing.
AUGCUUUCUCAACCAUCACUGUCGACACAAACAGGUGAUAAUACUAAUGAUUCGAAUAAUAAUACAAUUAUUACCAUUGAAAAACCGAGAGCCUAUCAAUUGGAAUUGCUUCGGGAAUCAAUCGAUGGAAACUCAAUUUGUAUUCUACCAACAGGUACAGGAAAAACACUUCUAGCCUGUCUUUUAAUUGAUCAAUUAUUACAUCAAAAUGAUAAAAAGGAAUAUAUGGGAGAUGAAUACUUUUUAUCCUCAAAGUGUUCAUGUUGCAUUUCUGAUCAGAAGAAACCACCAACUAAUGGACCACCUGAUAAGAAGAAACUAACAAAGAAGAUAUUCUUCUUGGUUCCAACGACUGCAUUGAGGAAACAACAACAGGAGGCUAUUUUCAAAUAUUUCUACAAAAGGGAAUGUAGCAAAAUGAAAAUUAAGAAGGACUUUACAAUUGAUUCGAGCAAAUCUUGGAAUGUUAUUGUGAGCACUCCUCAAAUAUUGUUGAAUGCUCUUCAGAGUCAAAUAAUUUCUUUUGAAGAUAUCUUGUUAUUGGUUUUUGAUGAGGCUCACCAUGCUACUAAGGAUCAUCCCUAUGUUAAAUUGAUGAGAGAUUAUUAUCACAACAACAAGCCUAUUGAUCCUUCACUAUUAGCAUAUAAUUUCAAUUUCCUUAAAGAUAGACAACCAAUUGAGCUUCCUAAAAUUUUAGGUCUUACUGCGACACCGGCUUCUCAAUCUCUCUACAAGACAAGUCUUAAUGAACAUACCUUAUUUUUGAGAAAGGCCAAAUUAGAAUUUAGCCUUGAUGCUUCCAUCAAAGUACCUUAUGAUUACAUGGAAGAGAUGAAAAAACAUGUCAACAACCCGAGACAACAUAGCGUAGCUUAUUCAUCUAAGAGUGAGUUGAUAGAGCCAUUGAAUGCAUUGAAAACGUUUCAUUCAUAUCAUAAUUUUAGAGAUAUAUCAGUUGAUGAUAUAGAGAAGAAUUAUCGUGAAUUAGGUUUGAUUGGAAGUCUUAUAAUUAUUUCACUAAUAUGUGAGUUGGAUGUUUUUGAGUCUUUCAAAUCAUUUUAUCCAAUUUUUAACUUGAAUCAACCAAUUGAGUUUUCAAGUAUGAAUGAAAUUAAUUCUUCACCUUUCAUUUCAGAUAAGGUCAAAAUUCUAUUUGAUUUAGUCGAUACAUAUGAAAAUACAAACGAAAAUAUGAGAUGUAUCAUAUUUGCUGAGCGAAUUGUUCAUGUAAAGGCAAUUGUAAAAAUGUUUAGAAUGUAUAGAAAGUUUAUACCUCUAAAUUGUAAAGAGUUGAUAGGAAGUUCAGUUAUGUCUCGACAAGCUCAAGCAACUGUAGUGAAGGAAUUUUCACACACUACUCGACUUCUCGUAGCUACAAAAGCCGGAGAAGAGGGUCUGAACAUUUCCAAAUGCUCUUUAGUGGUUCAAUUUGAUAUUUGCAACACAACUAGAGAACAUAUCCAGUCUAUGGGUAGAGCGAGGCACGAACUUUCAAGAUAUGUAGUACUUUAUGAUAAGGAUGAUUAUUCCCAAAUCAUCAUGUUAACCAAUAUGGGUAACAAUGAGCGAAGCAUCAUUGUAGAUACUGCCUUGGAGGAGCUAAAAGAAUAUAUUAAAUCUGAGAAGGUUAUUAUUACAAAUGAUACACAAGAGGAUAUUGAACCACUCAUUUCUUCAAUAGAGAAUCUUUCAGAUGACGAAGAGAUAGAGAAGAAAGAUACAUACAUUCCAAAGCCAAUUAGAUAUGAGGGGCCUAAAGACAACAAUAAUGUCAAAUUAUUUGUUAGUCAAAUGAUAAUCAAUAGCAACGGAAAGGAAGAAAUGACUGCUCUUUUGACUUUUGGAGAGAUUCAAUAUCCGUUUGAAGUGACUAUGCAUCCUUUAUGGCUGAAACUUUUCCCUUGUGGAUUCAUAACAGUAACCAAGUCUGAAUAUGAAAAAUUGAUUGCAUUUUACAUGAGAUUAUGUAGAAUUAUUUACAAUAAUUAUGCUCUUAAAGAUUAUUUUUAUGGAGAUGGAAGAUUCUACUUGGUACUUCCUUCUUGUAGAGGAAACCAACCAAGGGAUGUCAUAGAUUGGAAUGUGAUAUAUACAUUCGAAAAAGAGUUAUCCCAGAGUGAGAAAGAUUAUCCCCAGUCAAUGACUAUAUUAGAUCAUUUGAGAUUAGGAGUGAGGGUACCGAUCGAUUAUUUUAUUGUAACCACAUAUAAUAAGGAUUUUUAUGCUCCAAAUUAUAUUGAUGAGAGUUCUACACCCUUAGAAUCUUUUGAGAAACAAGGAUCUACUAUAACUUACCAAAGCUAUUUGAAGGAUAGAUAUGAAAUUAUGUGUGAUUCAAAUCAACCAAUGUUAUCUGCAUAUUCUCUCAAGUACCACAGAUAUGUCAUGUUGAUACCAGAAUUCUGCAAACCAACUAGUUUAAGGAUAGAUUUUAUCGAAUCCCUAAGAGCAGUAUUUAAGACGUCCAAUGAAGGAACAUUGAUGAGUUUAGUAGAGCAGACCCUUGUAGCCCACGAUUUGAAAAAUCAAAUGUUUCCAAGUUGUGGUUAUAUUAACUUGUCAGAGUUAAGAAAUGCAAUAACGCACAGAACUAGUCAGAAUCUGGAUACUAACUAUGAAAGAUACGAAUUUUUUGGUGAUACUAUAUUGAAAUAUGCUGUUGUUUUGGAUAUAGUUCUGAGAUUUCCAUUCGAGAAUAUGAAAUUUUAUAAUGAGGAAAAGACUGCCAAAGUUUCAAACUCCAAUUUGAGGAAGUUGGCCCAAAAAUUAUCUAUUAUGGACUUCUUUAUCGAAACUCAGUACUAUCAUCACAAUGUGGCUGGUAUUGCUUUCUCUAAAAGCGAACAGGAAGCUUCUGUGAAAGGCAAAAAAGUACGUGCUGAUAUAAUUGAAAGUUUAAUUGGUCUCGUUGGUAAACACAGUAUUGAAGAAGGUGUAAAAUUGGCUAGAGAUUUGAAACUGGUCAAAAAGCAGAAUUUUAUUGCUGACAAAUUUAUAUUGAAUUCAAAUCCAGAAUAUGUCAAGCGUAUCAUUGAAAACACAAUACCAGACAUUGAGAAAAAUGCUAAAGAAUUGGAACGAAUUAUUGGAUACAAAUUCAAAAAUAUUCUAUAUGCAUACUACACAUUAAUUCACCCCUCUGUUGAUAUUGGUUUUAAUGUGAAUUAUGAAACUCUGGAAUUCGUUGGCGAUGCUGUCUUGGAUUUAUAUGUUUCUCGAACAAUGUUCCAUAAUUUUUAUCUGGACCAGAGUGAAAUGCACACGUUCCGUUCCAAUUUUGUAAGAAAUACAGCAUUGGAAAAGAUAGCCAAAGACUUUAGAAUUGAUCAACUGUUGUUUGUAAAGAAAGAUCUGAAACUUAAAGCCAAAUCUAUUUCAGAUGUGAUGGAGGCAUUGAUUGGUGCUGUUGCUCUCGACUCUAAUCUUGAUUGGGAUAAGAUUACUGAUCUGAUGGAGUUAAGCAUAUUCUCACCUAAAUUACGUGACUGGCUUGAAGGUAUUGAAACCUAUGAAAAUGAAAAACUACUCAAAUCACCAAAACAAGAAUUGAAUAAGGUGAUUAAUAUCAAAGUUAGAUUGAAGAAAUACAAAAAUAAGGAUAUGUUUAAAUUUUGCCUACCAGUGGAUCCAUUAUUGGCUUGA